Molecule: messenger RNA, 2180 nt
Organism: Benincasa hispida (wax gourd)
Lineage: Eukaryota; Viridiplantae; Streptophyta; Magnoliopsida; Cucurbitales; Cucurbitaceae
Product: EH domain-containing protein 1
Biological process (GO): endocytosis; endosomal transport
Cellular component (GO): cytoplasm; plasma membrane
Molecular function (GO): GTP binding; protein binding; calcium ion binding
Source: RefSeq, a predicted model, not a curated record
UUAACGGACAAAAAGUAUCAAAAAACAAGAACUCCAAUUCCCAUCUCUCUCCACUUCCGUUCCAGUUCCUUCUCCCUUCUCUCUCUCUCUCUCUCCUCAAAAGAGGGACGAACAGAAAGGGAGAGAACUCCGGAAUCAGUUCUUCUGAGUUUCACAUUCCAUUGAUUGUUUCUUCUUUUCGUGAUCUCGGAAUUCGCCUGGAACUGGAAGAACGGAAUCAAGCGGAGGAGGAAGCAAUUCACCGGAGGUAUACGUAUACAUAUAACCGCUGUUCUCUUAUCAGCUUUUAUGGAAAUCGCUUCCUAUCCUAUCGGUUCCUGCUCCCGAGAACAUCAGAAAAUCUAUCAAGAAUGGUUUGAUUACGCUGAUUCUGAUGGAGACGGGCGUGUUACGGGGAAUGAUGCUAUUAAGUUCUUUUCCAUGUCGACUUUGCCUCGUCAAGAUCUCAAGAAGGUGUGGGCAAUUGCAGAUUCCAAGCGGCAAGGAUAUCUUGGGUUCAAGGAGUUUAUUACUGCAAUGCAGCUUGUUUCUUUGGCGCAAUCUGGAGGGGAAGUAACUCAUGAUGUACUGACUUCAAAUAGCGAAGUUGAUUUGAAGAGUUUGAAUCCUCCUAGAAUGGAGGGGCUGGAUGUCAUAUUAGCUAAGAAAGCCCGUAAACAGAAGUCAAAUGACCAUGAGACAAAUGGUAGCUCUAAGGGGCAGUCACCUGUUUCAGCAAGUUGGUUUUCAUCAAAAUCAUCUAAAAAGAUACCUCUUUCUUCCGUUACAUCUAUCAUUGAUGGUUUGAAAAGGCUGUAUAUUCAGAAGUUGAAGCCGUUAGAAGUUAGUUAUCGAUUUAAUGAUUUUGUUUCCCCAUUGCUGACAAAUAGUGACUUCGAUGCUAAACCUAUGGUUAUGCUUUUGGGUCAAUACUCUACUGGCAAAACGACAUUUAUCAAACAUCUGCUGAAAAGCAGUUAUCCAGGAGCCCACAUUGGACCGGAACCUACAACUGACAGAUUUGUUGUUGUUAUGUCUGGACCUGAUGAAAGAAGCAUUCCUGGAAAUACGAUUGCCGUCCAAGCAGACAUGCCAUUUAAUGGUCUCACAACAUUUGGAACUUCUUUUCUAUCAAAAUUUGAGUGUUCACAAAUGCCACAUCCUCUGCUAGAACAUAUUACGUUUGUGGAUACUCCUGGAGUUUUAUCUGGAGAAAAACAACGAACACAGCGAGCAUAUGAGUUCACAUCUGUAACAUCAUGGUUUGCUGCCAAGUGCGAUCUUAUUCUACUUUUAUUUGAUCCCCAUAAACUCGAUAUUAGUGAUGAAUUCAAACGGGUUAUAGCUUCAUUACGUGGGCAUGAUGACAAAAUUCGAGUAGUCUUGAACAAGGCAGACCAAGUUGACACACAACAGUUGAUGAGGGUUUAUGGAGCAUUAAUGUGGUCGCUUGGGAAGGUUCUGAAUACUCCAGAGGUUGUACGUGUUUAUAUUGGCUCGUUUAAUGACAAACCGGUUAACGAAGCUGCUACGGGUCCGCUCGGAAAAGAGCUCUUUGAGAAAGAACAGGAAGAUCUUCUUUCCGAUUUGAAGGAUAUCCCAAAGAAGGCGUGUGAUCGAAGAAUUAAUGAAUUCGUUAAGCGUGCAAGAGCUGCUAAAAUUCAUGCCUACAUCAUAAGCCAUCUUAAGAGGGAGAUGCCUGCCAUGAUCGGCAAAGCCAAGACCCAACAGCGACUCAUCGAUAAUUUGGAAGAUGAGUUUGGAAAGGUACAAAGGGAAUAUCACUUACCUGCCGGAGAUUUCCCGAACGUCGAACAAUUCCGAGAGAUAUUAGGUGGUUACAACUUCGACAAAUUUGAGAAGUUGAAACCAAAAAUGAUUCAGUCUGUCGACGAUAUGUUGGGAUAUGAUGUCCCAGAACUUUUGAAGAACUUCAGAAAUCCCUAUGACUGAAUGAGCCAGUAAUUUCGAGCUCAGGUAUAAUACACGGCUGCUUUAAAUGUUUUAACCCCAAUAUCAAGUUUAAUGUAAUGUAUAAUUGAAACUAUAGUCUAUUGGAAGCCAUAGUUAGCGUUAUUUUGGCCAUCAGCAUUCAUUCUUUAAAUUAUCUUCUAUUUAAUAAAACAGUUCAUACGUAUUUUAUUGUAUUUAUUCGAGCUUGACUUUCAGGUAUACAUGGCUGCCUUUAACAUUCAGUUUCA